Messenger RNA from Syzygium oleosum, 771 nucleotides. RefSeq lists its product as uncharacterized. The coding region runs from base 101 to 586 and encodes 161 amino acids. The record is from RefSeq and is a predicted model, not a curated record. Lineage: Eukaryota; Viridiplantae; Streptophyta; Magnoliopsida; Myrtales; Myrtaceae. The transcript has a single exon.
UCGAAAAAAAAAAGGGGGAGGAGCGCCGGGCUCCUCUUUUGCCCAAAUUAAAAAAUAUACAGAGCAGAGAGAGAAGAGAGAAGUGGGAGGGGGGAGGACGAUGAAGAUGAUGAAGAUGAUGAAGGCGGUGAAGAAACUCAAGGUGUGGACCAAGAAGAAAAGGAACCAGUUGCAGCGCAGGACCAGCAUGAGCACGAGCAAGACCAAGACCACUCUCAUUAUCAGCAGCAGCAGCCGCGAUUGCUGCCCUCUCCUCCCCAUGCAUUCGGCUGGAAUAGAAACCGAAAUCGCAAUCUCAUCGUCGUCUGCAUACUGGAGUCCAAGCACUGUGCCCUCUGCUCCCCCUCUUCCCCCGUGGCUCGUCCUCGAGCACGAGGACCCCGAGCACGAGCAACGCUUCAAUUUCGCUUAUCCAUGCCCACCGCAGCCGUGCCACGAAGCCAUUCCGGAUCUUACGACGUGCCGCCCGAGCGGCGGAAUGAUGGGGUGUAUGGUUCAGUUUGGGAUUCACGUGUUUCGCUGCUUCUGCCCUUGUUUCCACGUUCGCGAUCCUCCUCAACAUCACCCCAAGCUUCACCCCAACUGAGUUUCGUCGAUGGACGAGGGAAGGGGGGGCGGGCGUUGUUCAUCUUUAUCUUUUUAUUUUAUUUUAUUUUUAGUUCGUCUGGCUUUAUUUUUCCCGCUUAUUUGUCAUUGCGAACAUAUAUAUUGGCAUAUCAGACCGUUUCUUCCCUAUUUAUAAAAUAUUCCGGAAUAAUUUCAAUCAAAGAA